Molecule: messenger RNA, 1671 nt
Organism: Paramuricea clavata
Lineage: Eukaryota; Metazoa; Cnidaria; Anthozoa; Malacalcyonacea; Plexauridae
Source: the annotation of a GenBank genome assembly
AUGGCCUAUAGAGAUGUAUAUCGUGAUACACGGAUGGCAACCGAGCUUGCAAUAUUGACUGGUCUGUUAUCCAAACAUUUGUUGUUGUUGCUUGCUUGCUUUUAACAGAAAGUAUACAGCUUGUUUUGGCUUCUUUGUGCAAUGUCGUAUUUUGAUGUAUAUACACAUGUUAGUUAGAUGGUCAGCCAUUUAAAAUAAACACCGAUGUGAAAUACAGCACUUGAGAGAAAUCCCAUCCAUCGAAAUGUUUUAGGAAAUACCUUGAAAUUUUAGCACAUAAAUAAAAGAUUACGGUUGACAACCACUCUCACUUUCAAAACAACCACUAUCCGAUGAUAUUUUGCAUGGUUUUAUGCUUGUAACAAAAAAUUCCAUCGACAAUGUUUUGUAGACACUUUUUGGUCAUCUAAAUAAUAUGGCUCAUUUGGGCUCAUUAUAUAAUAAAAGUUAGUUCAACUUACCCCGAAUUUUCAAUUAUUUUGUGGUUAUCCAUUUAGUACGUGCGCAACUAAGGAAGAAGUGAGAUUCGGGAUUUUUGCGGUUUUAAUGUUUUAAAGACGUCACUUCUAUUGUUCUUUUCGUGCAAUGGGGAGGGAGGGAUACAAUUUUCGAAUUUUUUUGCGUGCGUAUUAAAUGGAUGGCCCCUUCAAAUAAAUUUAUUAAAAUAAUUUUACCUUUGGUCCUUCUGUGGCCCUCUCGACAUAAUAAAUAAUAUCAAAUUACAUAUUGUGUGAUAACAUUAAAGUCACAUUGCUCAGUAGGUGACACUAUGCCGCCAGUUACUUGACCUCUGUAAAGUAUAAUUGGUCGAAAUGUGAUAUUGCUAAAGUUGUAUAUUUGGGGCAACAGACGGACUGGUUCUACUCAGGUGUAUUUGAUAAUUCUGUAGAUACACAAAGUCAGGAAUUAUUGAAUAAGAUCUUGAAUAUUGUUGAUAACUCUGUGCCAACUAUUAAGCUAAAAACUACGAAGGAAGGAAUUCCAAUCAAGAAAGCGCCUUGGGAAUGCUCUAGACUUCAGCAUUCUAGGAAAGCAAAAGAUAAAGCUUGGCACUGUUUUGAUACGUCCCCCACACAUUACAAUCUUAUGUCUGCUAUUGAGGCUCGAGAUCAAUAUAAGACUAUAGAACGGGAAAGUAAGGAAAGUUAUGAGAUAAAAUUGGCUAAAGGAAUAAAGUACAAUUCUAAGCAGUUCUAUGCAUACUUACGUACUAAGAAAAAGUCCAAUCCUACUGUAUCUAAGUUGAAAAAGCCUAAUGGAGAAUUUACAACUAGUGUAAAGGAGUCUGCUGAUUUGCUUGUCAAAUCUUUUGCAACUGUUUUUACAAACGAGGCUUCACUCACUCGCGAUUGUAACAUGGAUAUUAUCGCUGUUAAACAAUUUGAUCCACUAAUAAUUAGUGACUAUGAUGUGAAAAAUGAGCUGCUGGCUCUAGAUGUCUCAAAGUGUGCUGGGCCAGAUGGAGUUCAUCCAAAAAUUGUCAGAAUUUUAGCGGGAAAUGAUAAUUUUGUGAGUGCCGUAACAGCUUUAUAUAGAUCUAUUUCAGACGUCAGACAAUUCCCAGAAGCUUGGAAGAGAGCAAUUAUAAUUGCAUUACAUAAAAUGGGGGCAUUUAGUGAUGCUGGAAAUUAUCGACCAAUUUCUUUAACUUGCAUCCUAUGUAAAGUGUAG